Molecule: messenger RNA, 471 nt
Organism: Nannizzia gypsea CBS 118893
Lineage: Eukaryota; Fungi; Ascomycota; Eurotiomycetes; Onygenales; Arthrodermataceae
Exons: 1
Coding region: 1-471 (156 amino acids)
Source: RefSeq, a predicted model, not a curated record
AUGCAGUUUACGCUAUUUACAAUCGUCAUCUUGGCUUUUGUUGCCAAUACUUAUGCCCAGUACGAGUCGUAUUAUAUACGCAACGAACCAUUAGGACUCAAUGUUACCUCUGAUGAUGACGGAUACGUAUACAUGGAGAAUGGCACCUUAAAGUAUACUUCUCAUGCAUGGAACAUAUACCCUGUCGCCAGCGACAUCAAGAACUGGGCUGUCUUUGAGAAGCAUUACGGAUAUAUCCGGUUUUUCACAGACAGCGAUGGAGGGGUUUCGGAUCUCGGUGAGGCAAGACUCUAUGAGAUUGAAAAAGUUGGAGACUAUUCCUACGUCAUCGACCUCCAGUCAAUAAACGAGCGGCGGCAAACUCUGGCGUGGACGGUCGAGAAAAAUUCAACAGACCCUCGGACAUACCUAAAACUACGGCCAUACAAGCGCUUGCCGAGCCAACGUUUCACAAUCACUCCCAUCAAUUAA